Apaloderma vittatum (bar-tailed trogon) is the source of this 1139-nucleotide messenger RNA. Its product is annotated as lipoxygenase homology domain-containing protein 1-like. Gene Ontology annotation, molecular function: protein binding. The annotation marks the transcript as partial. Lineage: Eukaryota; Metazoa; Chordata; Aves; Trogoniformes; Trogonidae. The record is from RefSeq and is a predicted model, not a curated record. The transcript is spliced from 5 exons.
GAGCAGGUACUGACGCCAAUGUGUCCUUAAUCCUGUUUGGGGAGCAUGGAGACAGUGGGAUCCUGGCUCUGAAGGAGUCCAACAAGUCUAACAAGUUUGAGAGGAACCAGAUGGACGAAUUCAACUUCUCGGACAUGCUGAGCCUGGGAGAUCUCUGCAAAGUGCGGAUCUGGCAUGACAACAAAGGAAUCGCACCAGGUUGGCACUUGGAAUAUAUUGAUGUGAUGGACUCUGCCAUGGACAAGACAUUUCGCUUCCAGUGUGAUCGUUGGCUGGCUAAAGGUGAAGAUGAUGGGCAGCUCAUAAGGGAACUGGCUUGUGCCAAUAAUGACAUCCUGGAACUGAAGGAACGGACCGCCUAUGAGAUCGUCACAGUGACAAGCGACAGAGAGGAUGCAGAAACAAAGGAAAACAUCUGGAUCAUCUUAGAAGGAAAGCUGGGUCGCUCAAAAGAGUUCCUCAUGGAAAAUUCCUCCAAGAAAAGGAGAUUUGAAAGGGGAGGAACAGACACAUUUCAGUUUUCUUCAAAGAAUGUUGGUGAUAUUGCAGCCAUCUGUGUUGGUCACUGCCCAAAAGAUGGGAAGAAGUCAUCUGCAAAAGCUGAUGUCUUCUGGCACGUCCAAGAGAUUGUCAUAACGGAGAUGGAGCUUUGCAACAAAUAUUUUUUCCGCUGCAACACGAAAAUCCCCCUGAGAUACAAGAGACGGGACUACAAAGUCUUUGAGUGUGCCAAGGUCACCGAGAGCUUUGCCAGCAAAGCCCGGAGCUUGGUGCCAGUCAAAUAUGAGACCAUCGUUGUCACAGGCUUUGACAAGGGAGCAGGGACCGACGCCAACGUCUUCAUCACCAUCUUUGGGUUGAACGGGGACUCGGGAAAGCGGGCGCUGAAGCAGAAGUUCAGGAACCUCUUUGAGCGGGGCAAAACCAACAGGUUUUACCUGGAAACGCUGGACAUGGGGGAGUUAAAAAAAGUCCGAAUCGAGCACGACAACAGCGGUCUGGCACCGGGCUGGCUGGUGGAGAGGGUGGAGAUCACCAACUCGGCGACAGGUGUGACCACCAUAUUUCCCUGUGGGAAGUGGCUGGAUGAAAACCGGGGUGAUGGAUUAAUCUGGAGGGAGCUUUUUCCGAGGUACUGA